This is a messenger RNA of Aspergillus aculeatus ATCC 16872, 1058 nucleotides long. RefSeq lists its product as uncharacterized. The transcript has a single exon. NCBI's taxonomy places the organism in Eukaryota, Fungi, Ascomycota, Eurotiomycetes, Eurotiales, Aspergillaceae. The record is from RefSeq and is a predicted model, not a curated record. The coding region runs from base 415 to 807 and encodes 130 amino acids.
GCAGAGGACCUCACCCGCGUCCGCAACAAUCAGCGCCGCUGCCGACAGCGCAAACGCGACUAUGUAGCCGAACUGGAGCGCAGACUGGCAUCCCUCUAGGAUACCACGGCGCGGGAGAUCCAGAGACUGCAGUCCAUGACGGAUGAGCUGCGUCAGGAAAACGAAAGGCUCAAGGCUUUCCUCGAUACUGCCUUGGGUGUUGGCCACAUGGUACCCAGACCCCGCGGGCAGACGGAAGACAAGAACCAGAGCAGCUUGAAUCAGAUACUCAACUCGAGAAUAUCUAGUCUUGGUAUGAAGGACUACACUCUACAUGCGGGCUUGGUCCCCAAAACACCGGCAAAGCAAGCGUCGCCCCGUCCAUGACCUCCCUCGAGCAUCAUACCUAACCUGUCUGGGGAGUUGAUAAUACCAAUGGCGACCCCAAGUCCGGGAGACAGCCCCCCACUCCGCUCUGAUUCUCCACCACCCUCUGUGUUCACUGGGCAAGUCGACGGAGUCUCGCUGCUGGAUACCAGCUACCUCCUGAUACCCCCGGAAGGCGACCUGGUUCCUGGAUCUGCGUUUCUCCCCGAGCAGCGUGCUCCCGGAGCUGCAGUGCAAAACUGCUCCAAGGCCAAUGACACCGAUACGACCGUUUGCGCUGUGGCUCUGGAGCUGGUCAUGAGCUACAACACGAAGAACCUCAGUAUCUCCGAGCUGGAUCUGCGUCUGCGCGCCGGAUAUCGCAGCGCGCGGGUCCCAUGGGAGGGCUGCCGGGUGGAUAACCAGGUUCUGUUCGCUGUUCUGGCUGAGGUGAUUGGGUGAUUGAUGCGUUAGAGGUUUCUCAAGUGAGCGGGAGGGGCUAUAACGCCCCGGAAAGGGACGUCCGGGCUGGGAUUAUUGUUUUCUGGAGUGGGUCGCCAUCUCGUGAGCACGCGAUGGAGGAAUGUCAUCGAAAGUCUUGUGGGAGGAAAGAGUAUUGCAUUUUAACCAAGAGAAGCAAGCAAAAUGGAAUAGAAAAGGGAAAAAGGAUUCAUAUAAGUAGCGAGUAUGAAAGAAGAUCAAGGAGAUUCAUC